AUGCAGCCGCAGAAAUGCUUACGCCGUAGCGCGCCUAAGGUCCGCACUGGAUGCAGGACAUGCAAAAUUCGGCGAAUCAAAUGUGACCAGCAGAAGCCCCGUUGCAAAAGAUGUACGCUAGCCAAAUUCCAAUGCGACGGCUAUGCUCUCGUGAGCUUAGCAGAAACUGCCCUGGAGGACACGAAACGAUCCAAAGCCCUGCGAUUCUACCUACGCAACACGCGUCAGCAACUCGGCACCUUUGUCAGCGAUGAGCUCUGGGAGUACUGGAUACCGCAAAUCGUACAUGCUGAGCCCUGCUUGCGCGAUGCUGUGGCUGUCCUGUCUCUGUGUCAUGAAGAUUACAUUUCCGGUCGGCGCUCCGCAACCGACCGACAGUCAACCCUUCUCUUAUAUAACAGGGCUAUCGAAGGCGUUCGGUCAAGUAGGCAUGAUGUCGUCCUGAUAUCUCUCCUGUCCUGCGCCAUCUUUAUCUGCGUCGAGAUUCUUCGAGGACAGCACAAGUCUGUAAUUAGACUGCUCCGAUGUGGUUGUGCAUUUCUCCGCGAGGCAAAGCAAAGCACUGUCGUCCACGGCAACACCAUCAUUGACCGGGACAGUUUACUUAAUCAUCUGGCUGCCUUCUUCAUCCGCAUGUCUGCGCAGAUAUCUUGGCUCUUUUACACCCCGGUGCCAAUGAAACGCGCUAUCCCCGACGCGCUGAUACCUACAAUUAGUCCGUCACAAAUGAUCAGCACCAAAGGCCACUUUAGAUCACUAGGGCAGGCACGAGAUGCAUUAGCAUACAUUGUUCUGCGACUGGUAUGUAGCUCGUCGAUGCCUUCGGAGCCCACCAAGUUCGCGCCGGACGUACUGGAGGCUCUGAGGCAGUGGUGGGUAGCCUUUGAGCCCUAUCGGUCACGAUCCUCCCGACGAAACGCAUUUUCAAAUCAAGCGGGUGGCAUCGCACUGCUUACGUUACAGUAUCAUGUACUCGCAAUGGAGUCGGCAGCAACAUACACCAAUGGUACUAUCGUUGGACGCUGGCUCCAGAGCACGCCGGAAACAUAUCGAGAAAUGCUUUCGUGUGCGGAGACGGCCGUGCAAGAAGCUAAAAAGAAGUCAGAGAGCCCGGGAACGCCAAUCUUUCACACCGACGUAGGUAUCGGGCCACUCGUAUUCCAGAUCCUGCUUCGCUGUGGCGAUCCCGACAUCCGUCAGCAGUGCGUUGAAAUUAUGAGCCAGUGUAACUCACAGGAAGGGGUCUAUAAUGGCGCCUUGGCUAAGGGCUUGGUUGAGAAACUCGACGCCGUAUGGGAUACAUAUGAGUUUGUCGUUGCCCAACCAGGUGCUACAGAAGAGCAAAUGGAAGUGACAGUUCUAAAUCGCCAAAGGGAAGCCAUAUUGACUACCGUCUUGCCAUUGUGA
Molecule: messenger RNA, 1407 nt
Organism: [Torrubiella] hemipterigena
Lineage: Eukaryota; Fungi; Ascomycota; Sordariomycetes; Hypocreales; Clavicipitaceae
Source: the annotation of a GenBank genome assembly